Molecule: messenger RNA, 783 nt
Organism: Penicillium soppii
Lineage: Eukaryota; Fungi; Ascomycota; Eurotiomycetes; Eurotiales; Aspergillaceae
Product: basic helix-loop-helix domain-containing protein
Exons: 2
Coding region: 1-783 (260 amino acids)
Cellular component (GO): nucleus
Molecular function (GO): DNA-binding transcription factor activity; protein dimerization activity
Source: RefSeq, a predicted model, not a curated record
AUGUCUGAUCCCACAAUGAAUAGCCCCGACGAUGGUUCGCACAAGCGCAAGAGAACUGGCUCAGAGGAUCUAGGUUCCGAUCCCCAGCGCCUCAAUCGCUCUUCUCACGGCAGUAACGGCAGCAUGGGAGAUAAUCAGCACAACUUUGGCCACAGCCUCAGCCAAUAUGACCACGGGCUUCCCACUGCCUCUGAAUUGAACAUUGAUCAACAGAUUCUUCAGCAUGUUGGCCCGCAGAAUGGCCUCUCUGAUGAUAAUGCUCUGACCGCCAAUGCCAAAGCCGCCCUGGCAGCUCAUGCCCCUCAGCACAAAUACCCCCCUCCUCCCGAUGCUGGUUUCGAUGCAAACAACCUCACCCAAGGUCUUUCCUUCGGUGACGAGAUCAACCAGUCUCCCAUGGGUGGUGGUCACAACCACAACUCCACUGCCGCUGCCGUUUACGCCGCGCGCGAGGCCCAGAGCAUGAACCAGAAACCUACCGUCGGUUCUCCUGAAUGGCACCAGAUCCGCAAGAACAACCACAAAGAAGUCGAGCGCCGCCGCCGUGAAGCCAUCAACGAGGGUAUCAAUCAGAUCGCCCGCCUCGUGCCAAACUGCGAUAAAAACAAGGGUGCGAUACUCCAACGGGCCAUCGAAUACAUUCAUCAGCUACAGGAAGAGAAAAAGCAUAUUGAGGAGCAGUUCGAAAAACACAGUCUUACCGCCACCCAUGCGAUCACCGAGAUCAGUGGCUCAAACCAAAAGCUGAAGGGGAGGUCGCUCGCCGCAACGGCAUUGCCAUGA